This is a messenger RNA of Nelumbo nucifera (sacred lotus), 1146 nucleotides long. RefSeq lists its product as uncharacterized. Lineage: Eukaryota; Viridiplantae; Streptophyta; Magnoliopsida; Proteales; Nelumbonaceae. The record is from RefSeq and is a predicted model, not a curated record.
CAGAGCUUCGUGGCUUUCAUCUCCGGCGAGCUUCACUGUCCGAUUUUUGAGGAUGGGUAAAAUUAAGAAGAAAAAUCAGAAAGAAGGUAAUGAGAAUGACAGAGGCUAUCUAAAUUGGAACAUAGAAAUGGAUCGUGCCUUGGCCGCAGUCCUCAUUCAACUACUAAACAGUGGCAAUAAAACAGAUGGAGGAUGGAAGCCAAUUGCUUACAGUACUGCUACAGAGGCAAUGAGGAUGCAAUUUCCCCACAUUUCUAUUACAAAAGACAACAUCAAGAAUCGCCUGAAGGUUUGGAAGAUUCAUUAUGCUUUUAUUACCGACAUGCUUAGACAAAGUGGGUUUACAUGGGAUUACACCAGGAAUACCAUAUCAUUUACCGACGAGAAUGUAUGGAAAACUUAUGUUGAGGCAAACCCUGGUGCAAUUAAGUAUCGUAAUAAGGUUAUUGAAAAUUGGGAUGACAUAGUAACAAUAUGUGGAAGUGAGAAAGCAAAUGGGGAAGGUGCUGAAACAGCUGCAGAUGCUGAGGAAGCAAAUGGGGAUGAUGCUGGUGAUACAAAUUCUGUUAGUUUAGAAGGUACAAGAGUCGUCGAUGCUCUUAAUUCUCCUAAUGGUGUUGGAAUCAGGCAAGCAAAAGUACGAUUAUCAUCUACAUUGGUUAACCCACUACCAAGCAAGAAAAGUAAAACCAAGGAUACACUUGCAUCUGCCAUUGCAAAAAUGGCUGCUUCCUUAGAGAAAUAUAUGCUUGCUUCAUCUAAGAAAGAGUCUGAUCCAAGAGAGGUAUACGAAGAAGUUUGCAAGGUUCCAGAGCUCGAGGAAAUGGAGUGCCUCAAAGCUUGUCAAUGUUUCAUGGACGACGUGAAAGCAUUCUCCAUGCUAAAGAGCCUUCCCAUUGAAAGGAGGAAGGGUUGGGUAUUGUUGACUAUAAGUCGUCACUUCACUUAGAUUUUUCUUUCUGUUUUUCUUUUUGAAUCUGUCAUGGACAUCAAUGGUAGUAUGAUUACUUCUGUGAUUAGGUUAGGAAAGAAAUGGAAACCGGUGAAUGUAAAUAUUGAUUCUGUAAAUAGAUGAGCUCUGAUAAAUUCAUACAUAGACAUGGUUAUGGGAUUUUCACUUGAAUAAGAUGUAGACUUUCAUGGUAA